Molecule: messenger RNA, 1374 nt
Organism: Dacryopinax primogenitus
Lineage: Eukaryota; Fungi; Basidiomycota; Dacrymycetes; Dacrymycetales; Dacrymycetaceae
Product: cora-domain-containing protein
Exons: 3
Coding region: 1-1374 (457 amino acids)
Biological process (GO): mitochondrial magnesium ion transmembrane transport
Cellular component (GO): mitochondrial inner membrane
Molecular function (GO): magnesium ion transmembrane transporter activity
Source: RefSeq, a predicted model, not a curated record
AUGUCAUAUCUCCGUCCACUCUACACAGAAGCAACGUCAUCGAUACAACGAAGAUUAGCUCAUCUCUUCCCCCUUUCACAUCCAAUAUCGCACUCAAUAGGACGAGCAUACCUAGCACAUCACGCUGCAGAGACGUUCCCUUCCCCUACCUCCUCCCCCUCCUCCUCCUCAGCACGCCGCACACUCCCCCUCCAUCGUUCAGAAUACGACUCUUUCAGUCCCACCCCUCUCGGAGAUCAAGAAGCAGAAGAAGCGGCCAAAGCCUCCAUACUCGACGUACUCAUCAACCGCCAACCUACGGACCUUCAGCUCAGAUGUACAGUGUUAGAUCAGGAGGGGAAUAUCAAGACUAUCUCGGGAAAGUUUAGAAAGGCGGACUUGUGUGUCGAGCAUCGGUUGAACCCCCGCGAUCUAAGAAAAAUCGACUCCCGAGUCCCCAACCUCGUGCCUACCAUCCUCAGCAGAAAAGACUGCAUCCUAGUGAACAUCCUACAUAUCCGCGCUUUGAUAAAAUGCGACACUGUGCUCCUGUUCGACACGUACGGGUCUGUCGAUACGAGGCUGAACAGUGUUUUCCUCUACCACCUGGAACAUAACUUGAAGCUGAAAUCCUCUGUGCCGUAUGAAUUCCGAGCGCUGGAGAGCGUGCUCGCUAGUGUUGUCAGCGCCUUGGAGAGCGAGAUGGUCCUUACCCGGCAGCUGACCACGGGGUUGUUGACCGACUUGGAAGACGAUAUCGAUCGGGACAAGCUCAAGCGUUUACUACACUACUCUCGCCGCUUAGCCGGGUUCAGGAAUCGCGCUAAAUUGGUGGACGUAGCGCUGGAGGAAGUACUGGAACAGGACGAAGAUCUGGCGGCGAUGUACCUUUCUGAUAGGAGGAGGGGGAGACCGAGAGAGGCGGCGGAUCAUGAGGAGCUGGAGGUUUUGCUAGAGUCGUUCGCUAAACAGGUAGAGGAGAUCGAGAAUGAGGCAUCGACGAUGAUGGGAAACGUCCAAUCCACGCAAGAGAUCGUCGAGCUCAUCCUAGACAGCAACCGGAACGCCCUCCUAGCACUCGACAUCAAAAUUGCGAUCCUCACUCUCGGAGUCGGAGUGUCCAGCGUAGGCGCAGCAAUAUUCGGUAUGAACCUCCGGUCAGCGUUGGAGGAGUCGAGCGUAGCGUUUUGGGCCGUGAGCGGGAGUGCGCUCGUUGCGGCGGGGGUGGUUAGUGCGCUUGGACUGGGGAAGUUGGCGAGGUUGAGGAGGGUGGGGUUGGGGGGAGGGAGGAAGAAGGCUGCGGCUGUCGGUGCGGGGGGGAGGGGAGGGAGGGGAAGGUGGUUGGGACCGCCGCUUAGGGGCUGGGGAGGGGGGAAGGAAGUGAGGAGUCAGUAG